AACAAACACGUGCUUGUUUAACACGAGCAAAAGUGUACAAACAUUUUAACGUGUUGAAGAUGUGACCAGCGUAGUUUUCCGAUAAAUAGCCAACUAGUAAAAUAACUCCUAGCUUAUACCUGUGAAUAAUAGGAAUAGCUUCAAUUUUGAAAAUGGUGGGAGACCUCUACAGUGGAAUCAUGUCUCUAUCAGAUCCAAGGACAUCAGAAUGGUUUCUUAUGGACAGUCCAAUCCCAUCUUAUACAGCAACUGCACUCUAUUUGUACUUGGUGUGGAAGGGACCAGUAUGGAUGAAAAGCAGACCAGCAUACAAACUAAACAAAGUGUUGGUUGUUUAUAAUUUAGGCCUUGUGUUCCUAUCUGUAUACAUGUUUUGGGAGAUAUUUGCAAGUACUGUACUGAAUGCCAGCUUUAGCUUGGUUUGUCAACCAGUGGAUACCAAAGAUGAUCCCAUGGCAAUUAGAUUGGCUAAUGUAUGCUGGUGGUAUUUCUUUUCCAAGAUAAUUGAGUUUAUGGACACAUUUUUCUUCAUCCUGCGAAAAAAGAACAAUCAGAUAACAUUCCUCCAUGUGUACCAUCACUCUACUAUGGUGUUACUGUGGUGGAUUGGAGUCAAGUUUGUACCAGGAGGUGAAUCCUAUUUUUCUGCCUUGGUUAACAGCUUGAUCCAUAUUCUGAUGUACACUUACUAUGGACUGUCUGCCAUUGGUCCACAUAUGCAAAAAUACUUAUGGUGGAAGAAGUAUAUGACAUCUCUGCAGUUGCUGCAAUUUGUAAUUAUUCUGUUCCAUACCAGCUUCGCUAUGUACAAGGACUGUGGUUUCCCAAAUGGAUACAAUGCAGCUCUCAUCCUCUACAUGGUCUCCCACAUAGUUCUCUUUGGCAAUUUCUACCAUCAAACAUACAACAAGAGAAAGGAAAUUGCCAAGCCAUAUGAAAAUAUUACUAAAAACAGCAGUCUUAGAACGCAAAAAAUAUCUCAUGGAGAGUAAUUGGAGAGUGCUUUUUUAAAAGGUUUUGGAAUAUAUAUAUAUAUUCUAAAAUAUGAUCAUAGUUAUUUAUCAAGUGUGCCAUACCCAUAUGUUGGCUUUCCCUUUUCAGUCAUUUCAUCCAAAGAUAAAUGUACACCUCAAUCAAAACUUAAACCCCUAGCAGAUAAAUGAGAUAUUCUCAGCAUUCUGAAGCAAUUUCUAUAAGAUAAUAGGAAUGUUUUUGUUGGGUAUAUUGAUUUUGAAUUUUUAACUGUAUUUUUUCCAAGUUUGCUAUGAAAGGUAUUUCUGCAACCACUGUAAAUUAUUGAAAUACAUUUUAUACCAGGAAUUAUUUACGUUCAAUUUGAUAGGUUGUGAAGAACCAGAUUUCUUGUUCAUAUUGAAUUAUAGUGCUUAAUCUGAUAGCAACAGUUAUUGUGGCAACUGAUAAAAGCUCAUUAUUUUGGGC
Lingula anatina is the source of this 1440-nucleotide messenger RNA. Its product is annotated as very long chain fatty acid elongase 4. Gene Ontology annotation, biological process: fatty acid elongation, saturated fatty acid; sphingolipid biosynthetic process; very long-chain fatty acid biosynthetic process. Gene Ontology annotation, molecular function: fatty acid elongase activity. NCBI's taxonomy places the organism in Eukaryota, Metazoa, Brachiopoda, Lingulata, Lingulida, Lingulidae. The record is from RefSeq and is a predicted model, not a curated record. Gene Ontology annotation, cellular component: endoplasmic reticulum membrane.